Molecule: messenger RNA, 777 nt
Organism: Cynoglossus semilaevis (tongue sole)
Lineage: Eukaryota; Metazoa; Chordata; Actinopteri; Pleuronectiformes; Cynoglossidae
Gene: myl7
Product: myosin, light chain 7, regulatory
Exons: 7
Coding region: 129-647 (172 amino acids)
Molecular function (GO): calcium ion binding
Source: RefSeq, a predicted model, not a curated record
UGUGGCCAUGUAAGGGGCUGCGCUGCCCACUACGGGCUAUUAUAGGACAGCAGCUGAUAAGAUGGGAUAUACAAAAACCCACCACAGCAUCGCACCUCUGCCGGGAGUCACUGUUCCAUCAGUCAAACAUGGCGAGCAAGAAAGCCUCAAAUAAAAGACAGAGAGGAGGACAGAAGUCCUGCUCCAAUGUCUUUUCCAUGUUUGAGCAGUCCCAGAUACAGGAGUUUAAGGAGGCUUUUGGUUGCAUCGACCAAGACAGAGACGGAGUCAUUAAAAAGCAAGACCUUAGGGAGACCUACGGCCAGCUGGGGAAGCUAAAUGUCAAAGACGAGGAGCUGGAUGAAAUGUUGAACGAAGGGAAAGGUCCCAUCAACUUCACUGUGUUCCUCAGCCUUUUUGGGGAGAAACUCAACGGUACUGAUCCUGAAGACACCAUACUUGCUGCCUUCAAACUUUUUGAUCCAAACGGGACUGGCUUUGUCAAUAAGGAUGAGUUCAAACGAUUACUGAUGAACCAGGCCGAUAAAUUCUCAGCAGAGGAGGUGGAUCAGGCCUUCACUCUGGCUCCCAUUGACCCAACUGGUAACAUCGACUACAAGUCCCUCUGCUACAUCAUCACACAUGGAGAUGAGAAAGAAGAAUCAUAACAAGCCUUUAUAAUAGGAGCGAUUUGACUCAGAAACCUGAAAAUGUGAUAGAAAACUAGUAACACAUUUUUUAUUAUCUAUUCAAUGGUUCGGCUGCUAUAAAUGGUGGUAAUAAAAUACUGAAAAACAA